Zerene cesonia (dogface butterfly) is the source of this 5585-nucleotide messenger RNA. Its product is annotated as proton channel OtopLc-like. The record is from RefSeq and is a predicted model, not a curated record. Gene Ontology annotation, cellular component: membrane. Gene Ontology annotation, biological process: proton transmembrane transport. NCBI's taxonomy places the organism in Eukaryota, Metazoa, Arthropoda, Insecta, Lepidoptera, Pieridae. The coding region runs from base 1 to 2355 and encodes 784 amino acids. Gene Ontology annotation, molecular function: proton channel activity. The transcript has 9 exons.
AUGGAUGAUAGUUCCCCGGAUCUGUCGCUUAAAUUGCGACGAGGGUCAAGCGAUUCCAGAGAGUCCUUUUAUAUGGACUUUGCCCAAGGAAUCGAUUCUGAUAUUGAAGAAGUGACAACAAUUGAAAGGAUUAUCCCAGAGCACCCCGGCGGUAGAGCGGAAGGCGACGCUGACACUCUUGCAACUCCCUCUGGGCUAGAAGACAAAGAUUUGUCGCAAUGCUGCUUCUCAAUCCCAGCAAACAACAUGUCUGGCGGGUUCCACGUCUCAAGGGGUACGUUCGGGGACUCGGAGAUGUCUGGCAGCAGCGCUCCGCCCCUCCCGAGCCCGGCGUCCGCGGGCGCCGCGCUGGUGUCCCCGGAGACGCUGAGCCGCCAUAGUAGCCCCCCGCCGAUACCAGCUCACCCUUCAUGCCAGCCAGCGCCUUCGUGUUCAUCCCAUCAUGUUCAUAUGGAGUCACCGUUGAGGUUACCCAGUCCACCAUCGCUUGGCACAUCCCUGUCUCUCCAGCCCGUGCUAUACGGCCAGUCUGACGGAAGCUCGCCCCGGCCGCCGCUGCCGCCAGCUAGACGCCCCUCCAGGCCAAACACUGCUAUCCCGAACAUGCAUAUUAUUAGCGCGAGCGAAGCUUUCGCAACAACACUUUCGGCUUUAUACGGAAAGCUACUGGUCGUGAUGGGUAUUGCAUUUCCUAUGGCUGAAGUUAUUUCUACAUACAUUCCACCAUCGUUUUAUGAGGGUUUUUAUUUAUACCUAUACAUCGGAAGCAUGGUAUUUCUUCUCUACAUGUACGCCGCAUUGCUUCGAGACAGAUCGCGUUCAGCGGCUGACACUACUGUUGUAGCAAAAUCAGACUCCAGUUCCUCUCAAUCGGAGUCGGAUUCUUGCUCGUCCCGCACGGAGCGCAGUACGGCUACUACGCACGUACAACCGCAGUUAUUGGCGAAACGACUCUCUUUGGGCUUCGCCCUCACGUCGAGAACGCACCAUUAUGGGAGCUUCUACUUGCGAAUGGGUGCCGUCGCGUUCGGUAUUGGGUCUAUGAUCUAUUCGGGUCUGGAGUUCGGUCAGUACUGGGAGCUGGAGAGGAAUACGAAUUGUCACAACGUGCUGCUCGCGCUGACGCCGGCCACUCGCAUGGCCUUCAUCUUUAUCCAGAUGUAUUUCAUCUUUCUCAAUAAUGAGAUGAAAGUAUACAAACACAAGAUAGUAGCUCGAUUCGGUCUCAUGCACAUGGUGGGGACGAACCUCAGCGUAUGGCUCAACGUACUCGUGCAAGAGACUAAGCAUGAGAUACUCACCUUCUACGAUCCUGAGAACAAGACCAUCGGGUUGUCCCAUAGACUUGCGUUCCAGAAAGCAUUUGCGUCGCUAUCAACCGAGGUACCUCCCUCCCACCCGGCUGCCGCACACCUCCGUGUGCCGCGCGGACUAAAAGGGCCCCACCACAUCUUCGAAUGUCGACGAACGAACAUCAUGGGAUCUUUGGUCCAAGACGCUUCACCCUUUCUAUUUCCUUGCACUAUCGAAUAUUCAUUGAUCUGUGCAGCCAUUCUGUACGUGAUGUGGAAAAACAUUUCAAAGUAUCCUUCGAAAGACGUCGCAGAGGCCAUUGCUAAAGCAAGAAUUCUAGAAGGUCUCGCAUAUAAGAAGUCUCCGCAUUUGUAUAGCGUCGAUUGCGCCAGAGCGCACAAAGGCCUGUUUUUCGGAAUUUUAGUCCUCGUGCUCACUAUCAUAUCUCUGAUUCUGUUUUUCGUCCUGGUCUCCAAAAAAGAUUAUGCGACAUUAGCAGUUGUAGAGGUUAACUUGUGUGAAUUAGCUCUAUAUGCGAUGACAACGAUAGCUAGUUUGGCGGGAAUGGUCUGCGUUCGUAACCUCAAGUACGAUGGGAACAGAAACCUUGAAUUGGACAAUAUCUUGCUCGUAGGAGCACAAACUGGCAUGUUCAUUUAUGGUACAUUCACAAUCAUCGGUGGACAUUUCACGAUCGAGAAGAACACAAUACUAAUAUUGAUUACAGCGCUAUCAUCUCUCAUACAGACGACAUGUCAGACAAUGUUCAUUUUAGAUGCAAGUCGAAGGUCUGCGAAGACUCCAGAACAAUUGCGCAAGAAGCCAGGACGGGAAAUUGUUACUUUCCUACUAGUGACCAAUUUGGCGAUGUGGGCAAUAAAUACCUUGGAAAAAUCGAGGGCUGAAUCCCAUCCUGUACAAUUGCAUUUCUACGGGCUCUGGGCUUGGACCAUAAUAACCCACGUAUCCAUGCCUCUAGCGAUUUUCUAUAGAUUCCAUUCGACUGUAUGUUUGUGCGAGAUUUGGAAAAGAGCCUACAAAAUGAAACCAGCGUACAUGUAGCAUACGACGCCAAACGAAAACCUUCACAAGCUUAAUGAAUACUUUUAAAGUAAACAUCGCAUAGAUGUUAGUGCCAUAGGAAUCUGAUGGAUUCGUUAUUGUAAGUCUUAAGCAUUUCAUAUUAGAUCACUUCACUUCCCAGUGCACUUAUUUGUUCCGACGUUGGUAACGUUAAGUUGAGAAUAAGAUGUUUAAUGUUAUUUAUUUGGUAGCUUUAUCAGACGCUUUAAUUACCAUAGUACUCCUGUUGAUAUUUUAGUCUCAGUAUUUUGCAUUUAGAACGGGUUGGAAUGAUUUAGCGUUAUUUUGUUAGUGUAAUGACGAUCUUGGAUCAACUAUUCAAUAUUCUGAAACAUUAAAUUGUAUUUAAUGUUCCCUUUUUGGUUAGUUGUUCCAAGGCUGAUUAUUGUUAUGUGUUUAGACGUAGAUAGAGAUUUCCCUGUGUUGAUUUUCAUGUUUUCACGCUUAGAAGUUAGCUGUAGUUCUUAGUCUCGAAUAGUUACAUUCCACAUCAUAUGCAUUUACUCAUCCAAUCUGAUUCAAAGGAAAUGUCUUCCAAUAGGUUAUAUUUUAUUAAGUGUAGCCUCAAUACCCAGUGUAUUCUGAAUUAUUUAUCUUAAUUAUGCUUGAUAUAUGAAAGUGUGCUUGCAACGAGGAUAAUACAUUACAAAAAAUUGUAAGCAUUUGUAUAAAAAUUAAUAACAGUUACCUCUAUUCAUUACGUGAGAUAUAAAAUGUUUGGGUCUGUUUUUAUAUCGUUGAAAUCCUAUCUCAUAAUGAUGGGCCUCCUGUUUUGAAUUUGUAAUAAUUUUGAAAGAGGAAUUCGUUAAUCGAAUUGUAAAACCGAAAGCUUUAAAACCCAUUACUAAGUCUGAAUAAUUUUAGUUUUUAAAUUAUAAAAUCAGUAAUCAUUUGUCCGAUAUAAUUUCGUUUAAAGACAGGCCCAAGAAUUUUAAUAUGUAUCUCUCCGUGACAGACCAACGAUUUUAUUGUACUUUUGCUUUUUAACAUAAAUUUUUAAUAUGAGCAACUUAUUAUAACUUAUUUGCCUGCAUGGUGAUGCGCAAAUAUAGACACUAUUUAGAGAAUGAAAUUCCGCCAGAAGAUGAAAUAAAAAAUAGUUCAUCUAGGAAUUAAUGGCCUUGAUUGGAAAAACUAUUUUAAAUUUUACUUUUAAUUUCCUUAAGAAUCGUUAAAUGGCAAUUGAUAUUUCUUAAUAAUAGAUCGGAUGGGACGGGGAUGGAUUUUCAAAUAACAGAUAAAAUGAUCAAUUGAUGCCACAAUUGAAUUCCAAGAUUAGGCCUAAAAUCAUUUUACUUUCUUUAACAAGUUAACCCAGCUAAAUAUACGUAGAAAUUUAUUCUACAUAUAAAUUUAUCAAGGUUCACAAUUAAUAUGAAUAACAUAUUACACAGUGUACAUAUUUGCGCAACAUCAAUCUAGAUAAUGGGAACAAUUAUUAUAUUGACGACUUGACGACCUAAUAUUUUUGACAUCUUUUUGACCUGUAGUGCAGGACGGAAUAAUUCAACUUAAAAUUUUCAUACAUGUACGUAUAUUACACAUUUUAUAUCAGUCUAAUUAUAUAGUUCUGAUCUAGUUUAGAACGUUUUUGCUAUAUUUUUGCUAUAUAGCGUCAGUAUUUUGGAUGCAACUUUUAAAUCUAUAGCAAUAUGUAAGAAUCAUGGACCCAGUAGGUAGGAAAAGGGAUACACCAAAGUUUUAUAUAAUUGGUAGAUGUUUUGGAGCUUAUACCGGUAACUUUAGCUACCAUUAGGGUUGAAUAUUUUUUUAUAGACGUAAAUAAAGUAGUAAUUAUCGUCCAAACAUCUUCUAUGCGUUCUCCUGCAUUGAUUAAAGGAAACUGUGACGGCCAGAUCUAAUAAUGUGACUUUUAAAUAUUUUUCUAUUUACACGGAAGGAAUAUAUUAAAUUCUCUUCUGUUCUCUAUUAUAAAAAAUCUUGCAUGUUCAUUAAAAUUAAUAGAAAUGUGUAUAUUAACAGGUUUUAAUAUGAGAUUAAUGCUUUCUAAACAGAACUGAUCUGAUUCACGCUUUUUGAUAACUAAAGAGAUAGAUUUAAUCAACUUUAACGUAGUAUCUCUAAUAAACUAUUGACAUCUUCGACUGUAGUUUAAACGGACGACAUAUAUUAUUUUGAAUUGUGGGUUAUAUUGCUCAAAUGAGGUUUCGAUAAACGAAUAAUUUAUUGUGUUUAAAUAAAUUUAUUUUUGUUUGUAUGGAUGCAGUGUCUAUGUAUUAUAUGUUUAUAAACUAUUAUUUGAUGAAAUUUAAAAUAACUAUCCUAUAUAAUUAGACGAUAAUUUAUUAAAGCACAUUUGUUUACGAUAGUGUAUCCUACAUUAGCGUUAAAAAUAUAUUUUAUAAAGUGUAAAAUAAAAGGCUUAUGAAUUAUUCGUAAAUGAGAUGCAAUACUCAAUAUUUAGAUGUAAUUUAUUUAUAGUAACUAUUUAAUCGCUAUUUGUAUAGGCGUUUUAAAUUAUACAUAGCCUUAAAUGAUAAUAAGCUCAUUUUAUAUCCCUCUCCUUAUUUUAACACAAUUCUACGUUAUUAUUUAUGCUUAUCAUUCUUAAUAGUAAAGGAUUAAAAACUUUAAAGUUGAAUUGUAUAAUAACAAUUUUACCCAUUUGGAAUUUAAGCGAAGAGUAGAUAUAAAGUCUCAUAUUUUAUUAUUGAUGAUCUAGAAUUAAUAAACAAUAAUUUAAAUAAAAUUAUUGUUGCUAUUUGACGACGAUAAAGCUCAAUAGAAAACCUAAACUGUCUUCAUGAUAUUUUAAUAACGAAACACAACUUUAUCGGAAAUGAAUGCUUGACCUAGAAAUAUAAGGGUUGGAAGUAUGCAAUCGAGUUUCACGAAACGAAGUUUUAUUCAUUGCUUUCUAAAAAGUAUUAAACGAAAACAUAUAAUAUCUACCAGAUUAAAAUUAGCAAAAACGAGUUUUAGCUUUUAAAAUUUAGAUCGUAUUUUAUUAAAAUUUGAAUUUUUUAUUCCUUUCUAAACCAUUCAUAUAUGACUACUGAACACCAAAAAAUUCUUCAAUGCCUUAAUUUUAUUGAAUUUUUAAAUGAUGCGUUUUUGAUUUUGUUUAAUGUAAUAGUGAUACUAGAUUAAUGUUUUUGAUUAUAUAUUUGUAUACUAUUUAUUGGUUUAGACGAUAUUGUGAAUAGUCUUAAGUCUUUGAUGUUUAACGUUUACAAAUAAAUUUUAAA